This is a messenger RNA of Drosophila innubila, 1750 nucleotides long. Its product is annotated as aldehyde dehydrogenase, mitochondrial-like. The transcript has a single exon. Lineage: Eukaryota; Metazoa; Arthropoda; Insecta; Diptera; Drosophilidae. The record is from RefSeq and is a predicted model, not a curated record. Bases 71 to 1633 code for a protein of 520 amino acids. Gene Ontology annotation, molecular function: aldehyde dehydrogenase (NAD+) activity.
CCAGUUGCUAAUCUACGGAACUAAUCGAAUAGCGGUUUCAUCUUUCAGAAUUAAUUUACUAAUUAGAAAAAUGCUGCGUUUCUUAAGGAGCAGCGCAAUGUUGCGUGCACAGUGGGUAAAAAGCUAUGCAACUGUGGCAAAAGAAGCAUCAAUUCCAGAUCCUCAGACAUCUCCGGAAGUGCUCUACACGGACAUCUUCAUCAACAAUGUGUGGCACAAGAGCGAGUCGGGAAGGACCUUUGACAGCAUCAAUCCCACCACCGAGGAGACCAUUGCCCAGGUGCAGCUGGCGGGCGGAGAGGAUGUGGACUUUGCCGUGAAGGCGGCUCGUCAGGCAUUCAAAUUUGGUUCUCCCUGGCGUCGUAUGGAUGCCUCGGAGCGUGGCCGUUUGCUCUACCGUCUCGCCGAUCUCAUGGAGCGUGACCAGGUCUAUUUGGCCAGCCUGGAGACCUUGGACAAUGGCAAGCCAUAUAACAUGUCCUAUAAUGUGGAUUUGCCGCUGGCCAUCAAGAAUCUGCGCUACUUUGCCGGCUGGGCGGAUAAAACGCAGGGUAAAACGAUUCCCAUGGAUGGGGACUUCCUCACCUACACACGCCACGAGCCGGUGGGAGUGUGCGCCCAGAUUAUACCCUGGAAUUUUCCCAUUUUAAUGAUGGCCUGGAAACUGGGCCCAGCCUUGGCCACCGGCAAUACAAUUAUCCUGAAGCCUGCCGAGCAGACCACCCUGACGGCUCUGUACAUUGCCCAGCUGGUGAAGGAGGUGGGAUUCCCCGAGGGUGUUGUUAAUGUGCUACCGGGUAUGGGCGACACAGGUGCUCUACUGGCCAAUCACCAGGAUGUCGACAAGGUCGCCUUCACGGGAUCCACAGAGGUGGGCAAGUCAAUUCAAUUGGCAUCGGGAAACACGAACUUGAAGCGUGUCACCCUCGAGUUGGGCGGUAAAUCGCCCAACAUUAUAUUGGCCGAUGCCGACAUGGAUUACGCCGUGGAGAUGGCGCAUUUUGGUCUCUUCUUUAACAUGGGUCAGUGCUGCUGUGCCGGCUCCCGCACCUUUGUGGAGGACAAGAUCUACGAUGAGUUUGUGGAGCGCAGUGCGGAGCGUGCUGGGAAGCGGACCGUUGGCAAUCCCUUCGAGCUGAACACCGAGCAGGGUCCCCAGAUCAGCCAGGACCAGAUGAUCAAGAUCCUGUGUCUCAUCGAGUCCGGCAAGGAAGAGGGCGCCAAGCUAGUCGCCGGUGGCAAUCGUUCCGACGAUAUGCCCGGCUACUUUGUCCAGCCCACGGUCUUUGCCGAUGUCCAGGACAACAUGGCCAUCGCUCGCGAAGAGAUCUUCGGUCCCGUUCAGCAGCUGAUUCGUUUCAAGCAACUCGACGAGGUCAUCGUCCGUGCCAACAACUCGAAUUACGGCCUCGCCGCCGGCAUCUUCACCAAGGAUCUGGACAAGGCCAACUACCUGGUGAAUGGUCUACGUGCCGGCACAGUCUGGCUAAAUACCUACAAUGUUCUCGCCGCUCAGGCUCCAUUCGGUGGCUACAAGAUGUCCGGCCAUGGACGGGAGAACGGGGAAUACGCGCUCUCCAACUACACUGAGGUCAAGAGUGUCAUCGUCAAGGUGCCACAGAAGAACUCCUAAUGGAUCACAUUAAUAUGGAUCUUACCAAUUUACAUCCAAUUUGAUUUACAUUUACAUCAUUUGUAAACAAGUGAAAAAUUUGAUAAACUUUGUCAAAUAAAUGUAAUAGUCAACCGA